CCUAUGACGAAGCAAAUGGAAGCUGAAAAGAACAUUUAGGCAACUGGGAAUGGCUUUAUGCCGGUCCCUUUUCCUUUACGCACCACUUCAUCGUGCCCUUGUUUCAAAUCCCACUUGUUUCUUCCCAGAAUACUCUUGUUAUUCCUCUAAAUUUACCAACCGUCGGAAGCCUCAAACGCCAUUCUGCCGCACUUGCUGUUCAUCGUCCUCCAUGGAAGCUCCUCCUCUAGGUUACAGGAGAAAUGUGGGAAUUUGUCUCAUCAAUUCCUCCAAAGAGAUUUUUUCUGCGUCGAGGCUGGAUAUUCCAAAUGCUUGGCAAAUGCCACAGGGUGGGAUUGAUGACAAUGAAGAUCCAAAAGUUGCUGCCCUCAGAGAAUUAAAGGAAGAAACUGGUGUUAGCUCUGCAGAAGUUCUUGCAGAGGCAUCAUAUUGGCUGACAUAUGACUUCCCACCAGAAGUUAGGGAAAAACUGAAACAUCAAUGGGGUUCAGACUGGAAAGGUCAAGCUCAAACGUGGUUUCUCCUUAAAUUCACUGGGAAGGAGGAAGAAAUUAAUCUUUUGGGUGAUGGGACUGAGAAACCCGAGUUUGGUGAAUGGUCAUGGAUGACACCAGAACAAAUAGUUGAGCUCGCAGUGGAUUUCAAGAAACCUGUUUACAAGAAAGUUUUGGAAGUUUUUGCUCCCUACCUCCAAUAAUAUCCUGUCGAAUUGCAAAUACUUUGCAGCUCCACUUCUUAUCUGCCGAGUACCAUAGUUGGAUACAACAAGUUGGGGGUUUAUUACUUGGGUGUCACCAGAUGGCAUCCAUUUUUCCUUGUGUGGAUCUGAUAUUCUUGAUAGAAACUUUGAAAAUGAAGUGAUCUGCUAGCAACUUAUUGUCUCAAUUGCAGGGAAUGUCUUCUCUGCUUGAAAAACUUACACGGUUCUAAUGCAAUGUUGUCUGGACUACA
This is a messenger RNA of Theobroma umbraticum, 951 nucleotides long. RefSeq names its product nudix hydrolase homolog 26 (gene NUDX26). Gene Ontology annotation, cellular component: chloroplast. Gene Ontology annotation, biological process: ribose phosphate metabolic process; nucleoside phosphate metabolic process. The record is from RefSeq and is a predicted model, not a curated record. Gene Ontology annotation, molecular function: bis(5'-adenosyl)-pentaphosphatase activity; guanosine-3',5'-bis(diphosphate) 3'-diphosphatase activity. Lineage: Eukaryota; Viridiplantae; Streptophyta; Magnoliopsida; Malvales; Malvaceae.